UGCUUGCCUUUUGUGUUUUUCUUCAAAAAAAACUCUCUCCUGCCCCAUCGCACCCACCGACUCCAUCGCCAAAUCUCUGCAGCAGCAGCUGUCCCUCGCUCUUCACUCGCCUUCUUCCUGUUCUCGGCUAUCACUCUCUGAAUAGGACCCAUGAAGAUGCAUUAUGAGGAGGAGCACUUGGCAGUGCUGUAUUUGUACACUGAUCAUGCGGCGUUUCUUCUCAUUCUGAGCGACGAUCUUACGACACGUUCUUAGCACAGUUGUGAUGCGUGUUUGAUUAUUGAUAAGUGGUUUUGUAUGCUGAGUAGAGGAGAGAUUGCAUGUAUCCUUGAGUUAGUAUGGACUGGGUUGUGGCUUCCGCCGUAGGUGCUGGUUGAGUUUGGUGGGUAAGUGGCAGCGAGAGAGUUUGAAGGGGUGGCAGGCGUGGUUGGUGAAUACUGUGUGGUUGUAUUGGUGGAUGAUCUGUAGAAUUGUGUUGGGUCAAGGAUUAGAAGGUUGGGUGUGGCGGUGUGGCAAUUUUCGGUAGCUAUGAACCAGUGCGAGGUGAUUCUGGCGCCUGUAUCCAGCAGGAAGGUCAAGUGCUUGAUUCCUGAGCACUAUCUUCAGAACAUGGACUCUUUGGGAUUGCAGCAACUUGAGCAUCUGGAGAAGGAAUUGGAGCAAGCAAAGAAAAAGCAGAUUUUGGUGUUAAAAGCUCAGGAACAUCGCGAAACUUCCUCACCUGAUACCAAACAAGUUUCUGAAAGUAGAUAUUGGACUAAUGAAGAGCGUCAAAGAUUCAAAAAAGCCUUAAAAACGUUUGGAACAGAUUUUGCUGCGAUUGCUAAGUUCGUGGGGACUCGAAGCUCAACUCAAGUUCGCACACAUGCGCAAAAAUACUAUGCAAAGUUGGCCAAGUCACACCUACCACUGAUAAGAGACUAUAAACGCUCAGGCAAGGCUGGAGCAACCAGCAUGAAAGCUUGCGAGGAUGCAACCACGAGGCAUACUGCGCCAUAAUCCAUUGUAGGUAAACAACCAAGUGUACGAGAUUAUGAGGCUCUAAUACACAUAGAAUUUUACACACAAAAAUUCCUGGAUUUAUCAAUCUAGCUGAAUGGAGUCGGCACCCAAACGAAUCGAGGCUACAGCUCAUUGGAACAAACUUGGAAAAUUCAAACCAGGCUUCGAACUUCAACCGUGCUUCAACCUGUUGUUGUUUUUUCGCCGAAGGUUGAUAAAUCAUUUUUGUAGACUUUGUGAACGAAGAUUGUUCUGUUUAUCUACCUUCAUUACAGCCGGACCCAGCUUCGGAAUCGCUUAAACUAUGAUCGAACAUCGGCUAGUAGCAUGCAAUGUGCACACAAAUCUUGUUGACGUCAACUGGUUAUUGUAUCCUUGCCAAUGGAUGUGAGUCUUUUGGAUGAAACAUCAGCCUUAUCGUGGAUGAAAGACGUAACACAACAAACCGAGAUUGUUAAAUUUUUGAUAUUGUAUGGUUUUAUGAGUGUUUAAUAACUAUAUCUUAUUUUAUUUUUUAUUUUUUUAUAUUGAUUUAAUUAGUGUGAGCAUAACAAUUGGUUGAAUUGGUCAAU
Physcomitrium patens is the source of this 1574-nucleotide messenger RNA. Lineage: Eukaryota; Viridiplantae; Streptophyta; Bryopsida; Funariales; Funariaceae. The record is from RefSeq and is a predicted model, not a curated record.